Eucalyptus grandis is the source of this 1724-nucleotide messenger RNA. Its product is annotated as serine carboxypeptidase-like 45. Lineage: Eukaryota; Viridiplantae; Streptophyta; Magnoliopsida; Myrtales; Myrtaceae. Gene Ontology annotation, biological process: proteolysis. Gene Ontology annotation, molecular function: serine-type carboxypeptidase activity. Gene Ontology annotation, cellular component: vacuole. The record is from RefSeq and is a predicted model, not a curated record. The coding region runs from base 62 to 1504 and encodes 480 amino acids. The transcript has 10 exons.
CUUACUUCCAGGCUCCAAGAGCAAAGCAAGAAACCAGCAACUCACUCACCCUCAAGCAAUUAUGUCCCAGACAUGGCUCAUCCUAACAGUAAUCACCUGCUCAAUCCUCAUGCAGGCAUGCAAGCCAGUGACAUCUCUCUCCGAUAGAAUCGUGAGCUUGCCCGGUCAACCAAGCAUCAAUUUCAGCCACUAUUCAGGUUAUAUCACAGUGGGUGACUACCCACCAAGAGCUUUCUUUUACUACUUUGUGGAGGCAGAGACAAGCCCUGACUCUAAGCCUCUUGUUCUCUGGCUAACUGGAGGGCCUGGCUGUUCUUCUUUGGGGUAUGGAGCUUUCAUUGAGCAUGGCCCUUUCAAAGUGAAGGGAGUGGAUCUGGUAAAACGUGAUUACAGUUGGAACAAAGUGGCCAAUCUCCUAUACUUGGAGUCUCCAGCGGGAGUCGGCUUUUCUUACUCAACUAAUCAGUCAUUUUACAAGGGCAUUACUGACAAUAUAACAGCACAAGACAAUCUAGUGUUCCUGCAGCGCUGGUUCACCAAAUACCCGCAGUACGAAGGGAGAGACUUCUUCAUCACCGGGGAAAGUUAUGGAGGUCACUAUGUGCCAGAGCUUGCACGGCUCAUUGUCCAGUCCAAGGUGGAGAUAAAUUUAAAGGGCAUAGCGAUUGGUAAUCCUUUACUGGAUUAUGAGUUUGAUACGAACACCAUGACCACAUUUUACUGGUCCCACGGGAUGAUGUCAGACCAAACCGAGCUACUCUUUCAAAACGUCUGUAAUUACACUCGGCUUUUGCGUGAAAUCAGAUCGAGGAAUCUGACUUCCGAAUGUUUAGAGGUUCUGAAAGAGGCAGCAAAAGAACUUAAUGAUACCAACGCGAUCGAUAAGUACGACGUCCUCGCUGACAUCUGCCUAACGUCGGGGCAAUCCACAUUGAACAUUUUCUAUAAGAUGCUCACCACAGCGCAUUCAUUGUCAUCCUCCCUUGCAUCAGAAGACUUGAUCAACUAUCAAAACUUUUUGGAAACUAAAGAUCCCUGCGAAGAACAAGAUGUCAUCAAGUACUUUAACCGUAAAGACGUACAGGAUGCACUCCAUGCCAAGCUUGUUGGAGACAGACACUGGAACACGUGCAGCGAUGACGUCAAUAAAAACUACAGAUUUGAGGAUCUUUAUAUAAGUAUGAUCCCGGUCUUGGGAGAACUUGUCAAGUCUGGCCUCCGAGUCCUUGUUUACAGUGGGGAUCUAGAUGCAGUCGUCCCCUUCCUCGGAACUCGGACUAUGGUCGACGCCUUGGCAACCAAUGUGCUGAAACUGAACACGACUUUGUCCUACAGAGCUUGGUUCACUAGCAAGCAGGUUGCUGGAUACACGCAAGAGUACGGCAACUUGGCGUUCGCAAUCAUUAGAGGAGCUUCGCACACUGCGCCGGCCACGCAACCUGAGAGGUCUUUACAGCUCUUCACCUCAUUCCUGGAAGGGAAAUCACUGCCCACCAACCCAUGAGGUCCUCAGAGGCAUCUUCGAUGAAGAGCCUGAGAUUGAAUGGAUUAUCUAAUAUAAUAAAUGUAACGCGGUGCUCAGGGGUAGACAUACGAGGUCCUGACACGUGGUGCAGCAACUAAGCGACACUUGGCCCUUUUUUCUUAAACUUGAGCACUCGAUAAAAAGCGGAUGUGUAUUGUCCCUUCUAAGUAUCUAUAUCAUGGUUUGCUCCCUUCACGUU